Pseudocercospora fijiensis CIRAD86 is the source of this 605-nucleotide messenger RNA. RefSeq lists its product as uncharacterized. The record is from RefSeq and is a predicted model, not a curated record. The coding region runs from base 79 to 525 and encodes 148 amino acids. Lineage: Eukaryota; Fungi; Ascomycota; Dothideomycetes; Mycosphaerellales; Mycosphaerellaceae. The transcript has 2 exons.
UUGCCCUUCAUCGGAAUUCUCUCCGUCUUCUCAUAAACUGCCUCUUGACUUCAACAACCACUCCAGCGACCAGCAAUCAUGGGCUUCUACUUCUACACCUUCAGCUUUGCCUUCCUCGUAAUAGCCACCAUCCUCUACGUGACCCGCAACACCUGGAAACCCUAUGCUCCUCCAAUACCCUACAUAACCGCACCCGGCGAGAUCCCAGUCUGGGCCUACAACAUCUACGACCGAGGCGCAGCAUACAUCGAUCGCUGGCGAUACUCGGCUCUCCCGACCAGCUUUCAGAGUGACGCAGAACAAGGCCUACAUUCUCGCGAUUUCGACAUUUCCGAAAAUAUCACGGCUGGAGAUAGCAGGAGUGGUCUCGAGGGAGAGGCUAAGGCUGAGAUUUAUGGAUUGAUGAGGAGACAUGGCGUCGAUUUUGAUGAGGCGAGGAGGUUGUAUACGGAGAGGCAGUUUGCUGCGCAGGGGAUCGGACCUGAUGGACGACCGUUGGACAAGAAGGCUGUGGUGUUUAGCUGAGACGGCGGCUUGUUCUUUUCUUUGAGUUUGGCAUGUGCGUUUGAGCGAGAUAUUGAGCUGUAAGAUCUGUCAUCUCACCU